UACUAGCAUAAAGUUAAGAAUGUAUUUAUUUAUAAAGCAAAUACAACUUCAUUAAAAGUUUUCACUUUUCAAUGGAAAAUGGAAACAUGGAUCAAAACAGAGGAUAAUGAGAAUACAUGGGAAUUUUUUCAACAUCAAGCUAUGAAUUGUAAGUCAAAAUUUGAAGACGAUUUUAAGUCACAAUCAAUGUUAAUUACAUUCUCAACGGAACAUAAUGCUAGAAAAAUUUAUAAUACAGAAAAAGAAAAGAUAGAAUUGAAAAGCUUACCUCCAAAUAUUAUCGUUAAUAUUCCACUAGAUGAAAAACUACGUAUGACACCGAUCGUAAAAUUGGAAAAACUUGAAGAUAAUCCUGUUAUUUCAAAUAAUAAGAUGCCGCCAUCACGUAAAUAUUCUAAAAAAUGUACAAAACCUGCUAAUUCAGAAAUACCAUUGAAGCCGCCAAGAAAAAAAGUGACAGUUAAUACAAAAAAAUCGAAAAUUGUCGUUAAAGAAAUCAAUUUGCAAAGCUAUAAAAACUGUGCUUUAAAUACAUACUGUGAAAAAUCACUUGAUACAGUCACAGAGUAUCAAAUAAAAGGAAAUUUUAAUAUAAGUAAGUCUUGUGAUUUAUAUGCAAAUGAUUGUUGCCGUGCUACAAAUACAAGUGAUUUAUUGUGUAACGAUCAAACAAAAAACUUAAUGAAGAGUGAUUUCGAUCAACUGUGGCAAGAACAAGAAGAAGAAGCUAACUGUGAUCCUAGCAAUGAAUUAUCUUCGCAACUCUUUUCUUCACGAAAACGACGGCAAACAAGACGACUCUCAAGUGAAAGUAGCAGCCCCGAAAAUAUUCCAAACAUUCCGAAAUUAAAUAAAAAACAUGAAGUGUCCAAAAAAUGUAAACUUUCCGAGAAAGCUAAUAAUUCAAUGCAGACAACGACAACAUCAUGUGAUGUAGAAGACUUAGAUUCGAAAGAUGUAUCAUCUUCUGAAAGUGUUUUAUCGAAUUGUAAAAUAUUUGAUCGGCGUAGUGAUACGUCAUCUGUAAUAAGUGAAACUUCUACUUCAAAGAGUAAAAAAAAUCAAAAUAAAAUAAAAUUAUGUCGAUCUUCUUUGUACACAACGAAAAAUUUUCGUAAAAAGCAAAAUACCAACUCAAACAUUUUUAUAAAAACACUUCCUCGAAUAACUUCAAAUCAUUUAUUAUUUAAUCAAAGCUCUGUUUUGGCUGAAGAAGAAAUUGAUUUGGAAAAUUUAAGUUCAGUGAAUAGCGAACCACAAACUAUUCAAGUUACGGUUUAUAAUGAAUCACGAAGUUUUGUUAAUGAACCAUUAAAAACUCAUUUACUAUCUAAUGAAAAACCAGCUAAACGUAUUAAUGAUUUACGAGAAAUGAUAUCACCAAAAUACUUUGAAGUUAAGCGACCACCGAAUCGACCAUCAUCAAUUUGCUCAUUCAAAAGAGGACCCGUUAAUAAUCUCUCACCAUUUACAUCGAACAGUUCGAAUUCAUUUCUACCACCUCCUCCACCAAGCUAUCAACAAGCAAAUGAUUUUCAACAGGAGGAUGAUGUUAUAUCUUUAUUUGCUGAAUCUGUCAUAGUAAAUACUUCUCCCCCAAGAUUGGAUCAAGAUUUUGAUGAUGUUUCGAGUGAUGAUGAUAUGAGUAACGAUAAUAAUUUUUCACAAAACUGUUCAAGUUUUUCUGGAUAUGAUAUCGAUGAACGGGUGCCUAAUGGUAACUGUACCGUAACAGAAUCGGAUGUUAACAGAAAUAAGUACUUAGAUAAUAUUUCAAAAACAAAUUCCAUGGAAAAGAAUUUAUUUCAGACAGGUUUUUCCUCAUUGGAUACUUUUCCUAAAAUUAUGGAGCCAGAAAAUACAUUUGAGAAGAAUAUUUAUACAACGGAAAGAGAUAAUAAUUUUCGUCAUAUGGAAACAGCAUCUACCUCUGUUCCUUCAUCCACAGAUUUUAAUACCAUUGAUAAAGUACCAAAAGAUUCACUUUGCAAUGGAAUUAAUAGAGGAUUUGUGGUAAAUUCUCCUAAAAUAUCUAGUCCAGCCAAAACUGCAAACAUUUCACAAGAUAUUUCAUGUACAAUCAAUAAUCCACAGUUUAUAAAAUCAAAUUCGUUUUCAAAUCAAUCUUCGCCUUCAUUUUCACCGUUUAAACCUUUAGAAGUGGAUGAAAUUGCUGCCACCGAUUUGAAUAGUUUCAUAUCAAAUAGUGAUAUAUUACAGAAUAUAAGAAAAACAAAUGAAAGUACGCCAAAUAAUUCUAAGAGUAUCAAAAUGUCGCCUCACUCCUCACCUCACACAAAUAUAAAUAAUAUAGUUUCACAAACUAAUGCCAUUAAAAAAUCACCAAAUAUAAGUAAUUCAACUUUAGUAGAAAACUCUGACCAUACUGAAACAGCCAACGAUGAGUUUCGAGCAUUUUUUCGUACUGUGUGUUUUCAUUACUUAGAAUACGGUUUUUGUGGAACAACACAUUCAGAAAAACAUGAAAUACCAUCAGGCUGCGAUAAAGUUUUGCAAAAACUAUCUCCAAGCCAAAUUAGUUUCACAUACAAUACAUUUGUUUAUAUGGUACGGCAUUUGCAAAAAUUAAAAGCCGUAAAACCUAAUGUGAAAGUUAGCUGUAUGAAAUCUAUAUUAGAUGCCUUAAAUGAUUUUAUGGAAUACCAUGUAGCAAUUGAUAAAAUUUUUGAGGAUAUUGCUAAAAAAGAUACAACUGAAAUUUUAUUUAGUACGAUUGAUAUUUUAUUGGAGCUGUUAUUAGAAGAACCAUCUAUCGAAAACAAUUGGAAUUCAAUAAAAAAAUUAACCUCUGUUAAAGAUUAUGAAAUACCAUUAAAAACAGUCGAAACGAUUUUACGUGAUUGUUGUAAUCGUUUAAAAAUACGAAAAUUCUAUGUGAAAAAUGUUUUCAAUGAUGUUAUUAAAAAAAUUGCCGAUGUUAAUUUAUUAAAAAUUAAAACAGAAUACAUUGAUGAUUUUGUGAAAAUCAUUGAAAAUUUCGAAUUAAAUUGCGUGGAUGAGUUUAAAAAUCGAUUGACAAAAUGUCGAGAAAAUGAAAUGUUGAUGAAUGAUGCUAUGUUUAAAGUUCCUGCUCCAAUAAUUAAAAAAAUUUCUUCUACAUCAACUUAUAUAACUACAACAUUAGAUACCAAUACGACAGAUUCGAAUAUACCUCCUCUAAUUUCUAAUUCUGGUAACUUUACUACUCCUCCAGUUUCCAAUUCUGGUAACGUUACUGCUUCUACAGUUUCCAAUUCUGGUAACUAUACCUUUAAUAAUUCGAAUGAUGGUGAUCGAUAUAGUCCUACAACAUCGACAAAUAUUCGCGAUCACCAGCGUUAUAAACCACGACCGAAAUCAAAGCAAUUUCAUGGGAAAAACAUGUAUAAACAAAAUAAAAAUAAAAUGAAUUAUCAUUUAAGCUUAGUGGUUAGAGAUUUAAGAAACGGUGAUUUUACAAACGGUCUUGAAAAAUUACGAUAUUUUCGCCAAAGACCAGAUUUUCAACGAAUUGUUAAUGAUAUUGCGAAACAAUUGUCACCAGAAACGGCACAACGCUUGUUAAAUGUUUAUAAAAAUGGUUCUAAUUAUAAAGAUAAAAGUAGAUAUAAUUAUCAUGAGUAUAGAUGAAAACUAAUCUUUCUACAAAUAAACAAAAUUAUGGGACAUCAUUUUCUAUUUAUUACUAAUCACACUUUUUCCCACAGUCAUCCACCUUAGUAAUUCACUUUCACAAUAUGUAAUUAAAAUUGUGAGUGGAAAAGGUUUUCAGUGUCCAAAUUAACAUGCAUGGCCAUCUUAAUUGUUGUGUUACGUGAAACAUAAUCAAGGUAAAUAUAAAAAUAAAGGGUGUUUGUUUUACAAUAUGUCAGUGAUUACCUGCAUUUUACUUCACAAAAGGUCAUGUACCUCUGAUUUUAUAAAAGCUUAUUUAUGAUUAAAAAAUUUCCAUCAUGCCAUACUUUUUCUAGCGUUCUAGUCUAGUCGACAAGUUCAAAUUGAUGAAAUAUAGAAAUAAUGCUCGUAAAAAUACCUGUGAUAGUUCGUUGGAUUCGGAAUGAUGUCUAGAAAGCGUUUUGGAAAAAUUAUGGUGUAUUCUAACACUUUAAAGAAUUUAUUACCGUUGGAAGUUUAUCUUAAAGUUAAUUUUUUAACCAGUUUGAGCUAACAAGCUAUCACGCGUACUUUUACGACCAUUAUUUCUAUAUUUCACUAAUUUGAACUUGUUGGCUAGACUAUUUUCUAAAUGGAUGCGAUAUCGCUGAAAAAUACAUUAUUGAGGCACUAUGGCAGUUAUUUGGAAUUGUUAAAGAACUUGAAAAUUAUACAUUCGUAUUAUUAAAAAUGUUCUACAAAACGUGAAAUUGAAGCGUGAGUUAUGAAACUGAUUUGUUUAGCCAAAAAUACUUAUGCAUAUUAAUAUUUACUUUUUAGCCUUCGAUUAAAAAUUAGAGUAAAUCCUCCACUUUCCAUGACCUGAUCAAUGGCCUUUGUGAAUAAAAUGAUAAAUCUCAUUUAUAUAUAUAUAUAUUU
Messenger RNA from Chrysoperla carnea, 4533 nucleotides. Its product is annotated as serine-rich adhesin for platelets-like. The transcript is spliced from 4 exons. Lineage: Eukaryota; Metazoa; Arthropoda; Insecta; Neuroptera; Chrysopidae. The record is from RefSeq and is a predicted model, not a curated record. The coding region runs from base 79 to 3630 and encodes 1183 amino acids.